Rotaria sordida is the source of this 897-nucleotide messenger RNA. The record is from the annotation of a GenBank genome assembly. NCBI's taxonomy places the organism in Eukaryota, Metazoa, Rotifera, Eurotatoria, Philodinida, Philodinidae.
AUGUUGCUUUUUAAUCAACAAGGACAAAUGAAUCCAUCAGAUAAAGUUGUUUUAACUCGAACGAGUUUAACAUUUUUGGGAAUAUUCACACAUGUUUUUAUUUCUAAUAUUUUUCUACCAAUAACAGCUCGUGCAUUAAUUAAAACAAAGGUAUUAGUAACUAUGAUUAAAAAUGUAUUGAUUCCAUUAAAAUCGUCCAGUGAAGAUUUUUGUGCAUUCAUUGGUCCAUCGGUAACAUAUCAACAAAAUAUAUCACCAAAUAAAACCCUAUUUAAUUUAAUGAAAACUCUACUUGGAGAAGCAUUAAAAGAACCAAAUUUUUGGAAACGACCAUUUCUGCAAGAAAAAGAUCAUUAUAAUGAUAUAGGGAAGUGUUUACGUCGAAUGAGCGUUGAUAUUCGUUUUUUUCGUCGAUGUACAACAGUACUUGAAGUUGAAUCAAAAUUACAUUUUGCUCAAGAAUCAAAAUGGCAAAUGCGUCGAACAGGUAUUGCUCACAGGAAUAAUGAUAUUGAUUCGAAUCCAUCUCAUUCUUGGACAGUGACAGAUUUACGUAAACAAGAACAAUUACAAAAUGACCUUGGUAUAUUUUUCACAAUUUUUAUGAUCUGUUCUUCACAUUCAACACCAAGAUUUGAACAAAAAGCUCUUACAUCAAAUAAUUUAUCAGCAUCACUUCGUUUAGCACAUACAAGAUUAUAUCAACCUGUACUUGAACAUACAUGUACACUUGAAAAUCAUAUUCAAAAGGAAACAUUAAAUUUUGUUGAUAGUUAUUAUUCAUCUUGUAAAUCUCAUCAACAAGGAAAUAUUAAUCUUAUAAUUUCAGCACUACAUAGUAGUGGUCUAAAACUAAAUUAUCUAUCUAAUCGAACAUCAUGUGGUUAUCUUCAUUAA